UCGGCAACCUAGAGAGCCAUCUCUUUGGAAUACUUCGUCUCAACUUGCUCUCUGUUUGGUCCAGUUCAUCUCUGCAAUGCAGUUAAUAUGUAUCUAUCUCUGCUCUUAACAUGUUAUAACUAAGCAUCCCUAUUGAAAUGCAUUGGCUUUUCUUCAUGAUGCAUGUGUUGUGGUAGUAGUUCUGUUUGUGUGGUAAACCUUCACACUACUGGUGUGUGUUCUAGAAAGUUGUUCGUGUGGAUUUGGGAAAUCAAAGGGGAAAAGAAAUGGGUCAUAGAAGAAUCAUCUAUGGUUCUCCUUUCUCAGUUCUGGGAAAGAGUUCACUUCAAGAAUUUGCUUUUCUUUUUGUUCACUUUCAAUUCCCCUUUGUCAAUCCCUCUCUCAUUUGAUUGCAGGAUACAGGCUUUCAAAGGUGGGGCAUGGGCUCAGAGGCACAAAUUGGACGGACAAAUGUUGAUAGAGGAGGAGAACACCAUGCAACGAUCCAUCCAACACGCCAAGAGAUACCUAGGCACCCGGUGCUAUUUCUCAUGUCAAUGCACCCCCUAUGCCGGGAAUCGAUGGCUCAACCGGCAAUCGAGCAGGAUGGAUAUCCUAGCGCCUCUAUAUUAGCACCCACAAGGAAAGUAAACAUAGGCGCAUAUUGUGUUCAACGUGAUGAUACAAGCAAGAGUUGGCCUACGCCGCCAACUGAUCUGCAGCAGUGUGGAAGGAGUGUUCAAAAGCAGCAUGAGCAGUUGUUCUACUGCUGGUCGGAGGGAGAGCUUGGCAAGGGAGAUAGAGGGAGCUCUACAACCACGAUCUUGGCAUACAACCCGAUGGCAUCGUGCCCACGUAAGCUUCUUCCAUGUUCCAAUUCUUGCACUUGUUGGUCUUUUACUGUCAAAGCUUACGAAAUCUUAGAUGUUGCUGACAAAAGAUCGAGAUACAAUAUUUCAAUUACAGGCUAUAUAUUAUUCAGCAAGUACGUUUGCAAAAAAAUUGAUCUCAGCAGGUUGGUGUUCAUGUACAGGUUGCCAUAUGAGAAUAUACUGCGUAUUGGUCAAAUCUCAAAACAAAUGGCCCAUUCUGACCAUAACUAUUCCAAAAGCAUUGAUAGGCUUUUUAAAACAUCAAGCUAUCUGUAUAUUGAUCUCAGCAGUGUCCAAAAUCCAAAUGGUUAUGUUUGUUCAGAUUUUCCUCAUUUUACGUUCUUUGAAUUAAAGUAGUGCUUGAGGUUAAUAAUAAAUGAUUGUUGGUAACUUAACUAGCUCAUGAGAAUAAUUUGUGAUAUAGCUUGCUCCUAUAUGUGUCAUUGACAAUGUUCUAAUGUCACAACUUUUUUUAUCAUGCACUCUUACAAGGUCAUUUCUUCUUGUUUGUUUUUGU
Molecule: messenger RNA, 1368 nt
Organism: Triticum urartu
Lineage: Eukaryota; Viridiplantae; Streptophyta; Magnoliopsida; Poales; Poaceae
Source: RefSeq, a predicted model, not a curated record